GGGCGCUGGCUCGCAGGGAGGUUGCACCCAGACCAGUUGCAGCCAUGUAAGUCAAGUCGCGGACCGGGAAGGUGGGAGGGGCCGCUCCACCCACGCAGCCUUCCUCUACUGGUAAGAACCUUCCAGGAGGCAGAGCCCCGGUGCGUGCGCUCCCCGGUGGCCCCGAAAAGCUUGCCCUGGAGACAGCAUUCGUCUCUUGGGAAACAAGCCCUGUUUUCGCUGCAACUAACGGAAGACCUGGGAGAGGACUCGAGGGGCGAGGCGGCAGAGGGGAGGCGCAGCGGGUCCAGGGUUCCCUCGGGCUGCAGUUCCAGCGGACACUGGGGACUUCUGAGCACGGCUGGGGACGCCGCGAGGUAUUGGAGGCGGGGUCGGGAGGCUGCCCCUCCGAUUGUACCCCCAUCGCCGGGGGGCCUGCUGGGCCAUGUCCAGAAGCUCGGGCCCCGCGGUCCUGCCCCGCGCCUUGGGGUUCCGGAAGUCCGCCCCGCGGAGCCUUAGCUGCCUCUCGGACCUGGAGAGCAGUGCGACCCCGGAGGAGCGGCCUUGCCGGCCCCACCGGAGCUGGGGUCGCGCGCCGCCGCCGCCAUCCGCACCAUCAGGCUGCGACCCCAGCCUGCGACCCAUCAUCGUGCGGCGGGCGCACUCGCUGCCCAGCUCUCCCGAGCGCCGCCAGAAGGCCACGGGCGGCCCUGGCGCGGCGUGCAGGCCGGACUGCAGCCGGCAGCACCGUGUGCGCUUCGCCGACGCACUGGGCCUGGAGCUGACGCAGGUCAAGGUGUUCAACGCGGGCGACGACCCCUCGGUGCCCCUGCACGUGCUGUCGCGGCUCGCCAUCAACUCGGACCUGUGCUGCAGCCGCCAGGACCUGGAGUUCACCCUGCAGUGUCUGGUGCCUGACUUCCUGCCGCCCAUCGAGGCAGCCGACUUCGGUGAGCGCCUGGGGCGGCAGCUCGUGUGCCUGGAGCGGGUCACCUGCUCGGACCUGGGCAUCAGCGGCACCGUGCGCGUGCGCAACGUGGCCUUCGAGAAGCAGGUGGCGGUGCGCUACACCUUUUCCGACUGGCGCAGCACCCACGAGGCUGUGGCCAGGUGGCGGGGCCCCGCGGGUUCUGAGGGCACUGAGGACGUCUUCGCCUUUGGCUUCCCAGUGCCACCCUUCCUGCUGGCGCGAGGCUCCCGCGUGCACUUCGCAGUGCGAUACCGCGUGGCCGGCGCUGAGUACUGGGACAACAACGAUGGUCGAGACUACAGCCUCACCUGCCGCAACCACGAGCUGCACAUGCCCCGAGGGGAGUGCGAGGAGAGCUGGAUCCACUUCAUCUGAGCCUCGGGCCAGGGACCUGGCGCCUCUGCUCCCAAACCAACCUGCGGUCACUUCGUAGCUGGGCGCUCACAGAAGAGGCAGCUGCUCUUCCCUGCACUCCGUCCCCACACCUAAAUCUGACCUCACGUCCUGCUGCAAGGACCCCUGGCAGUGGCCAUCCUGCCAUCUACUUGAAACGUCUGUGUCAGCUGUAAAAUGUAGCCUCCGGUGGCCAGAGGCCUAGUGUGUACCAUGCUGGGGACGUGCUGGGUGGGUAGGUGCAGGAGUGCUGGGCUCUCUGAAAGGGUUCUGACUGGGUUUCUGGGAAAGGCCUGCAUCCUCCCGCUAGGAAGGCCUGAUUGCUUCUGCAUGUGUCCUGAUUGGGUCUCCGUAAACAUCGGUCUUAUUUAUUAUUUUGAUGCUGGGACCUUUGAUCCCUAGUGGUUGCCUUCCCGGGAGCAUUCUGGAUUUAACAAGCUAAAAGAGAAACCAGUCUGUGUAUUUGUGCCCCAGUGUGACCCCCACCAUGGUUCCUUGAGGCAUUCCUGCCCUGGGACAAGGCAAACCCGAGCUUGCCAAUGUUUGUGCACUUCUCACCGUGGGAAACUAUUAAUAGGCAAGCAGUGUAUGCCCCAUCAGUCAUCACAACCAUUCCUGGGAAUCCAGGCUGCCCUGGUGAAGCUGUGUUUCCUGCAUCACAGCUGAGAACGAGGAAAAGUUUAAAAUGUUAGCAAAACAGCCUCAGUGUCUCUUCUCACAUCUCGCACUUCUCUUGCACCUAUUUGAUAAUUACGUAUCCGCAUGUUAUCAGGCAAUUAAUUCUGUUUAGGCUUGAAACUACCUAAACAGGAUAAGAAACUCUGCCUUAAGUUAUUAAAAAUUUCAGGCACAACGCCCUUUUCAGUUACCUUUUUGAUGAUCAAGAUGACUCUGUCUUUUUAAGCGUCAGACGAUUCCAGCAGUCAUCUUUCAGAAGUGAGGAUGCCAAGCGGAAUUAGGAAGUUUAUUCAGCAAUAGCCAGAGCACUGGAGGAAAAAUAAUUCACAAAUAUUUAUACUUUUUAAUUGUUUUAAAUUGUAUUUAUAUAUGCCCAGGUUUUAUUUUAAGUUAUAUGUACCUGGUUUUAUCAGCUACCUGCCAACUUAAUUCUUUGUGCCUUCAGAUCAGAGAGUUUCUAACAUUGUUGGGACUUGUUUCCCAGUUUUAAAAUGUUAAAUGCUCUUCUUUCUUUCUUUUCUUUUUUCUUUUUCUUUUUUU
This is a messenger RNA of Myotis daubentonii (Daubenton's bat), 2560 nucleotides long. RefSeq names its product protein phosphatase 1 regulatory subunit 3D (gene PPP1R3D). Gene Ontology annotation, cellular component: protein phosphatase type 1 complex. Gene Ontology annotation, biological process: regulation of glycogen biosynthetic process. The record is from RefSeq and is a predicted model, not a curated record. Gene Ontology annotation, molecular function: protein phosphatase 1 binding; glycogen binding. Lineage: Eukaryota; Metazoa; Chordata; Mammalia; Chiroptera; Vespertilionidae.